Messenger RNA from Ziziphus jujuba (common jujube), 736 nucleotides. RefSeq names its product small ribosomal subunit protein uS9. The transcript has a single exon. Gene Ontology annotation, molecular function: structural constituent of ribosome; RNA binding. Bases 89 to 532 code for a protein of 147 amino acids. Gene Ontology annotation, cellular component: ribosome; cytosolic small ribosomal subunit. Gene Ontology annotation, biological process: translation; maturation of SSU-rRNA from tricistronic rRNA transcript (SSU-rRNA, 5.8S rRNA, LSU-rRNA). Lineage: Eukaryota; Viridiplantae; Streptophyta; Magnoliopsida; Rosales; Rhamnaceae. The record is from RefSeq and is a predicted model, not a curated record.
UUUUGACCCUUAACUCUCCGAGACACAUUCUUGCGUAGGGGCUAGGGUUUUUCAGUCCGCGAGUGCAAAAAUCCUCCAAACCCUAACAAUGGCAACAGCGGCGGCGCCAAUCGAGUCCGUACAGUGUUUCGGCCGCAAGAAGACGGCAGUGGCCGUGACCUACUGCAAGCGGGGCCGAGGUCUGAUCAAGAUCAACGGCUGCCCAAUCGAGCUGGUGGAGCCGGAGAUCCUCCGAUUCAAGGCCUACGAGCCCAUCCUCCUCCUCGGACGACAGCGUUUCGCCGGAGUCGACAUGCGCAUACGCGUGAAGGGUGGAGGUCACACGUCUCAGAUCUACGCCAUCAGGCAGAGCAUAGCGAAAGCCCUGGUUGCUUUCUACCAGAAGUACGUGGACGAGCAGAGCAAGAGGGAGAUCAAGGACAUCCUCGUCAGGUACGAUAGGACCCUCCUCGUUGCCGAUCCUAGACGCUGCGAGCCCAAGAAGUUCGGUGGUCGUGGUGCUCGUGCUAGGUUCCAGAAAUCUUACCGUUAGAUUGGGAGCAAAUCGAAAACUGAAGGUGGAGAUAUUUUGUUGUUGGUUUUUAAUUUAAAAUUUUCAGUUUGCGCUUUUUUGGUGUUUAAGGACAUGAGCGUUUAAUGUUUAAUGGGUUUUGGUAAUUUCCGAGAAUUUUGAAUAUUGAGACGACAUAGUUUGUUUAGUUUUGUUGCUCAGUGAGUUUAUUACUAUCGUUUUUCA